CUUCCUGUGGUUUCUGAAAGGUGCUACACUUAAGAGGGGAGUGAAUCUCACUGUUGACAAUAGACGAUCUUUGGAACAACACCGAAACCACGGGCUGAGUAAAGUUUUGUCGAAGUGUCGGACUCUGUGUCGUGGUGUUUCACAGACCUGGCGGACUCAUGGAGACGCGACAGCAGAUGAAGGACACGCUGCAGCGGCGCAUAGACGCGCUGAAAGACGAGCUGCACAGUUUGAGUCGGGACAUCUGGGUCCGUCCGGAGCUCGGCGGCGAGGAGACGCAUGCGCACGACAGGCUGCUCCGCUUCUUCUCUCAGGAGGACCCGGCGUGGACGGUCCACCGUCACUACAAGCUGCCGACCGCUUUCCGGGCCAGCUGGGGUCCGGGCGGCGGGGGCGGCGGCCCGGUGCUGAACGUGGGCUUCCUGUGCGAGUAUGACGCGCUGCCGGGCAUCGGGCACGCGUGCGGGCACAACCUGAUAGCGGAGGCGGGAGCCGCGGCCGCCGUGGGGCUGAAGGCUGCUGUACAAGAGCAGACUGAACUGUCAGUCAAGAUAACUGUUCUCGGAACCCCUGCAGAGGAGAACAAAGGAGGAAAGAUCGACCUGAUGGAGGCGGGGGCCUUCGCCGACCUCGACCUCGUAUUCAUGGCUCAUCCGUUUCAGCAGGACGUUUCCUUCCUGCCCUGUCUCGCACUUGACGCGGUGACGGUGAAGUACCACGGGAAGGCAUCUCAUGCCGCGGCAUACCCCUGGGAGGGGGUGAACGCCCUGGACGCUGCCGUUCUGGCCUACAACAAUGUCUCUGUACUCAGGCAGCAGAUGAAACCACAGUGGCGGCUUCACGGCAUCAUAAAACAUGGAGGUGUGAAGCCCAACAUUAUCCCUGCCUACACUGAGUUAGAGUUUUAUCUGCGCACGCCGCUGGUUAAGGAUCUUUGCGACCUCAAGGCUAAAGCGGAGGCUUGCUUCAGGGCAGCCGCUGAGGCAACUGGUUGCCAAGUGGAGAUAACCUACCCAUCCCAUGCGUACCAUAACAUUCUGCCUAAUGCCACACUGGCAAGUCUGUAUGAAAAUAAUGGAAAAGCUCUGGGGAUGCAGUUUCCAGAGCAGCCAAAUGACUUCUCUGGUUCAACAGACUUUGGCAAUGUAUCAUUCGUAGUUCCUGGCAUCCAUCCUUUUUUCUACAUCUGCACAGAUGCACUUAACCACACUGAGGAAUACACCGAAGCAGCUGGAGCUGAAAAGGCCCAGUUGUACACCCUGAGGACAGCCAAAACCCUGGCUAUGACAGCUGUGGAUGUAGUGUGCUGCCCUGAUCUGCUCAGGCAAGUGAGAGAGGACUUCGAAGUGGCCAAUCGGAAACAGGAGAAAUGAUGCAGCUUUGACAACUCCAUUAAAUACACCCAACUUUAAUGAUGAUUAUAGGAAAAUAAGGAGGAAUUCAAGGACAAUUGAGGGUGUGAGGAACCCAUAGACUGUUUAAAAAAAUGGACGUAGAAAUGUAGCCAGUGUGGAAGACACCUGUAUUCUCUGGAAUGACCAGCAGAGGGCGACUCCACUGGUUGCAAAAGAAGUCUGUUGCACUUUAAGUCUAUGAGCAAAUGACCCUAUGAUUUAUAACUUCAGUUAACAUUUUCCUGAGGAGUUUAUAGUCUUGAUGGCUAGUUUCAAGUCUGCUCCAAUACAGCAUGGUGUUCAUUUUGUAAAUCGUGGUCUCAUUUAGAGUAAAAUAGACGAUAAAGUACAGUAUGCAUUGGGGGGCGUGGAUACAGCAUGAUUGACAGCUGGUACCGUCCAAUGAUUGCAGGUGUAGUCGGGCGCACAGUGGAUAAGCUCUCAAUCUCAAACACACUAAAAGCAACACUGCCUAAAUAAAGCAGACUCUUAAGCUGUUUCCAGACAUGCACCGAAGUCCGUACAUGUAUUUGAGAAUGCAAAUGUUGUUCCGGACAUUUUCCAGAACGUUUCCUGCCAUGGAAAAUGUCAGAGUGACCUUGUUCCAGAAAUGUUCCUGUAGACUCGGACAAUGUCCUGAUGCUUUCAUCAUAUGUGAAUGGCAAACGAGUUCUGAAAACAGCUUUAGUCUUGUUUUUCAUUCUUUUGUCUAGGAGCGAUUUAGAUUUCUGGGCAUGCUUCAGCUGCACACAUUCAGUGGUCACAGAUGUGGUGGAAAAUCAGGUUAUGGACAUCGUUUUGAUGUUUGAAUCCUUUUCAUGUCUUUCUGCUGCAUGAUGCUUUUGCUUUUGUUCAGGUCGAUUGUAGGACGAUAGUUCACUCAGGCUGAGCUGUCACCACGCCCUUUGGGACGUUACUUAGAAAACUUGCAACGGUUUCGAAAAAAGAGAAAACAAAAAGGUGGUCCGAGACUUUUCAUAUUACACCACAUCACAUGUGAGCAUUUAAUGGUCUUACAGAAUAAGCGGUUUAAAUGAUUGGGUAUGAAUGCUCAUCAGCAAUCAGACUUCUGCCAGAGAGUGAAGAGAAACCCUGGAGCUGGUACCAAUCCAAUGUCUAACAACUGUGAAAGCUUCUCCCUCAGCACUGUUUAAAUAUACUGUAUAAGGCAGCAGGAAAUUAGGAUAUUUUUGGGACCAACACAUAAUUUUCCAGUGAAAUAUCACCAAAUGCUUCAGCUGACAAACUUUGUGCUCACAAGUCUGUUUGUUCAUUUUAAUUCAUAUCUGCAAAAAAAGAAGACAUUUUCAGACAUGCAUCUCAAUCCAUUUCUAUUUGUAGAAAAUAAAUAAAUUUAGACGAGCAUGAGAUUUAAAA
Scophthalmus maximus (turbot) is the source of this 2771-nucleotide messenger RNA. RefSeq names its product peptidase M20 domain-containing protein 2-like. Gene Ontology annotation, molecular function: dipeptidase activity. The transcript is spliced from 7 exons. Bases 159 to 1373 code for a protein of 404 amino acids. The record is from RefSeq and is a predicted model, not a curated record. Lineage: Eukaryota; Metazoa; Chordata; Actinopteri; Pleuronectiformes; Scophthalmidae.